AUGUCAAAUCCAAAAUUAAAAGUACUAUUUCUACCGAUUAACGGUACGGGUCAUGUAAACGCUUCUAUAGCAUUGGCACAGGUGCUCAUCAAAGCCGGACACGAGUGUACGUUUGCGGUCUAUGGCAACGAAUGGAUGGGCAAACUAGAGCCGUAUGGUAUCAAUGAAAUUGUUUGGUUAGAAAAAGACAAAUUGGACGCCAAAAGCUGGGGUUUGUAUUUUAAACAAAUAGGUAUUUUAGGACCAAUAGAUCCAUCGGAAAAGUCGGUGAUACUAUUGAAAGAUCAAAAACAUAAUAUCUAUAAUUUUCAACAACAACUUGAGAUCAAUGUUCAACAAACUAUAGAAGAGGUUCGACCAGAUAUUAUACUAUGCGAUCAUUUUUUAUCCAUAAUAUCGGUGAUGAAGUCGGGAAUUCCGUGGGUAUUGGUUUGCAGUUGUAAUCCACUAGUACUCAAACGGGACGAUAGAUUACCACCGGCUUUUUCCGGUUUACCGACAAACGGACCCAUUAGUGAGUGGCAAACAUUUAAUAAUUUUUAUAAAGAGGGCAUUCAAGAGAUGUGGCAAAUGUUGAAUGAUAUACAAGUGGCCAAUGGUUUCCCGCAAUUAAACGAAAGAUCAUUAAUUAAUGAAUCAAAAUAUCUGAAUAUAUACGGCUAUCCAUUGGAAUUGGAUUAUCUGGACAUAAGACCACUGCCCGACAAUUGGUAUCGUUUUGAUAACUUUUUACGAAAUGAUAAACAUUUACGAUUUGAAUUACCGGAACAAUUGCGGGACAAACCGGGAAAACUUAUAUAUUUUUCGUUGGGUUCAAUGGGCGGCGCAGACGUUGAUAAUAUGAAACGUUUGGUCGAUAUUCUGGCAAAAUCUAAGCACAGAUUUAUUGUAUCGAAAGGACCGUUAGCUGAUGAAUACGAUCUACCAGACAAUAUGUGGGGUAAGGAUAGUCUACCUCAAGUCAAUAUCUUGCCAUUAGUUGAUUUGGUUAUAACUCACGGCGGAAACAAUACUAUUACCGAAAUGUUUGCCUUUGGAAAGCCUAUGAUAGUUAUACCACUGUUUAGCGAUCAGUACGAUAACGCACAGAGAGUCCAUGAAAAAGGUUAUGGUAUACGACUCGAUGCCUACAAAUGCACUGAAGAGGAACUGUUGACUUCAAUUGAAAAUAUAUUAAACGAUAAACUGUUGUCUGAAAAAUUGGCUAAAAUAUCCAAAAGAAUUCUUAAUGAAAAUAUCCGUGCGUAA
This is a messenger RNA of Oppia nitens, 1248 nucleotides long. RefSeq names its product NDP-glycosyltransferase YjiC-like. The record is from RefSeq and is a predicted model, not a curated record. Gene Ontology annotation, molecular function: UDP-glycosyltransferase activity. Bases 1 to 1248 code for a protein of 415 amino acids. NCBI's taxonomy places the organism in Eukaryota, Metazoa, Arthropoda, Arachnida, Sarcoptiformes, Oppiidae. The transcript has 3 exons.